Molecule: messenger RNA, 1488 nt
Organism: Phytophthora nicotianae INRA-310
Lineage: Eukaryota; Oomycota; Peronosporomycetes; Peronosporales; Peronosporaceae
Exons: 1
Coding region: 1-1359 (452 amino acids)
Cellular component (GO): fungal-type vacuole membrane
Source: RefSeq, a predicted model, not a curated record
AUGGCAGGUGCUCCAUACUCAUCUCAAGUCAAAACCGACCACGGAAAACCCGCCGUGAGGAAGAAGCGCACCACUGUAUCAGUGCCAAAGGUGCAGGUUCCCGCCGGCGAUAGCUUUUUGGCUGCAAUCAGGUCAGUGGCCACUGUCAAGCUUCAUUCGCCAACCUGCCACCUUGGUCUCAAGUCCAAACUCCCCGCUAUGGCGACACAUCAACAGGAGAUCAAGACGCCCGUGGUCGACACGAUCCAGAGCCCAGCACACAACGUUGGAGACUAUGACCAUUACCAGUACCAACCCGACUCCACCUUCAAAGUAGACGUGGCAGCCAACAGCCACGAUGUCUUGAAGGAGGAGAACGAGAAGGGCAAGCCGCUCAAGAAGUUCUUGUGGUGGCGCAUCACCAAGAAGCAGCGCAUCUUUGCCAUCCUGGGCAUUGUGUUAGUCGUACUGGCCGUGCUUAUCAUCAUCGCGUGGUUCGUGAUCGUCAAGGCCGUUUUCCAGCACAACGUCAACAAAAUCAAAAUGAGCGUCAACUACCUCGAUAUCAACCAGAUCUCAGACCAAACGAAGCUCUCCAGUGAGCUCAGCCUGCGUAUGACGCACGAUCUGAGCAUGAACGCUCGCUCGGAUGCCACUACGGCUAAGCUGCUGUACGAUGGCUCGACGUUCGCCACCUUUGAGUUCCCCGCACUGACGAUCGACAAGGGCGAGCAAUCCUACGAUCUCAACAUCACCAGCGACCUGAUCGUCACGGACGCCGACGUGUUCUCCUCCAUGUCUACCGCAGUCAUGGACGACGUCUCGGUUGUCUUUGACACGACUGCAAAGGUCAAAGCUCACGCUUUGGGCUUCAGCUACGGCGGCCUGGACUUCAAACGUGAGCUGUCGAUCGAGGGCUUCAACAACUUCCGCGAUCCGUUGACUGUCAUCGACCACAUUGACUUCUGGGGCUGCACAGAUGAGGGCUGGACCAUGGACAUUGACGUCAAUGUGACCAACGUCUCGCAGAUGGGACUCAAUGGCAUUGGAUACCUUAAUCUGACGCUGUAUGUGGAGCAGGACUACCUGGGCUACUUGUCUGGUAUGACUCCUGAGGUUGGUGUCCCUCGUGGCAUGAGCCAGCAGACCUUCAGACUGUUCGUGGACGUUGACAACCACUCGAACAUGGUCAAGAUGGUCACGGCCCUGAUUGAUAACUAUGUGCAGUACUUCAUCACUGGCGAGAGUUCGUACGCCACGGAUUACACGUUGUUCAAGGAUGCGCUGGCUGUUAUGAACAUGAGCAUCAUCUACACGGACAGCACAAGACGCAUCGACCUCAACUCGUCGUGUGACCUCGUGACUCUUCUAACGGGCUAAGUGUGACCUUGAUAGCGAGUACCAUGUUUUUUUUGCUAAGAAGGCGAAGUAGUCGACCAUGUUGCAUUACUAGGCGAUGUGUAUUUCGAACUAACGUCAAGAUAUGUAAAAAGUUUCUCAUUCUGACGU